AUGAGUCGUCUUGCCGACCCCCCUUCUACUAGGAUUUCAUUUGCCGGGGUAUCAGACGCCCCCGGCAGGACACGAAACAUACCUGUACUUUCGUCGUCUGGUCAGCAUUCGAUGGAUAUCACCCCUCCGCCCACGGGCGCGCAUGGCUCUGACGACCGAAUGACCGGAAUCACCAAUGGCGCUGAAGCUGGAAACAAUCUUUUGACUGCUCCAAAUGCGGCUAUCGGCGCUGCGGCCGCAGCUCAGCAGCCAAAAGUCGUUCAGACUGCUUUCAUUCACAAGCUCUACAAUAUGCUAGAAGACCCCAGCAUCCAGCAUCUCAUCUCUUGGUCCGGUACAAAUGAUAGCUUCGUCAUGUCGCCAACGUCGGAAUUCUCCAAAGUCUUAGCAUCAUACUUCAAGCAUACCAAUAUCUCCUCGUUCGUUCGGCAGCUGAAUAUGUAUGGGUUUCACAAAGUGAGCGACGUAUUUCACACCGGGUCCCCGGAUUCUGCGCUCUGGGAAUUUAAACAUGGCAAUGGGAACUUCAAAAGAGGCGAUCUAGUUGGUCUACGAGAGAUCAAGCGCCGUGCUUCGAGACACGCUUUGAUCCACCGCGAUUCAUUCCCUGGCCACAAGGCUCCUGCUUCGCAGCCCGGAACUCCCGCUGAACCCGUACAUGAUGCGACCGAAGCUAGAUUUCUAAAUAUCGAGCAAACCUUCUACGACCUGCGUAAUCGUAUGGCUCGGGCCGAAGAAGGCAAUAUCACACUGAACUCGAGAUGUCAUGCUAUGACCGAAAGCCUGACAAAGUGCUACCAGUGGACGCAUUCUAUUUCACGGUUUCUUCAAGCUGUUGUGCCCGAUAGGGAAAGCCCUCUACAUCGCGAUGUCUCGAGCAUGCAAAGAGAAGUUGAGAAACAUAUCGAAAUCAUGCGCGCCAUGGAAACCCCCCACGAGACCCUCAUGCCUCCGCGGCAACAGUACUUCGCCAACAUGACUGAAGCCGGUCCACCUUUGUCCCCGCGCCAAAUGCCCCAGGACGAUGCCCGUCGACAGUCCAUGAUGGACCAUACACCUAGACACACCAACAUGAUCCGACCGCCCGUCCCUCCCCAUCUCUCAGUAUCCCCUCGCCGCUACGGCUCGAUUGGCGGCGCCAAUUCUGCCUCAGCAUACGCUCGCCUACAACCUCCUGUUGCGCCGCCCGCACAGCAACCGAUGCCUCAUCCUCUCUCCGUAUCAACGUCCCCAGGACCAAAUUUGACCCGCCGUCACACGUCUGCGGAUAUCCGACAGCACGGCUGGUCCCCCUCGGCUGGCUCACCCUACCCCCCUGGCAACCCCCCAAACGGCCCUUGGCCUUCAUCACCAGGGCACCGAACCCCGGUCUCUAGUGACCAGCAAGUCCGUGAUGUCCUCGCCCAAUACGAAAUGGGCGCCCCCCGCCGCCUUCGAGAACAAUCCCGCCAUGCCACUCCACCAACUGCCGAACCUUCACCGUCCAUGCUCGGCGUCGAUAACGGCUGGACACUUGGUGGUUCAAGAUUCCCUCACGGCUCUUCCUUGCCCGCAACCCGUCGCUCGAGCAUGGCGAGCAAUGUGCAUUCAUUGCUCAAUCCUGCAGAUACUGCCGAAAGACCCGACGAGGACCAGCAGGCGAUGUCAGAGGACCGUAAGCGGAAGCGGUUGGAAUGA
Penicillium psychrosexuale is the source of this 1677-nucleotide messenger RNA. RefSeq names its product heat shock factor family protein. Gene Ontology annotation, molecular function: DNA-binding transcription factor activity; sequence-specific DNA binding. The record is from RefSeq and is a predicted model, not a curated record. The transcript has 6 exons. NCBI's taxonomy places the organism in Eukaryota, Fungi, Ascomycota, Eurotiomycetes, Eurotiales, Aspergillaceae. Gene Ontology annotation, biological process: regulation of DNA-templated transcription. The coding region runs from base 1 to 1677 and encodes 558 amino acids.